Messenger RNA from Polistes dominula (European paper wasp), 2337 nucleotides. RefSeq lists its product as uncharacterized. Lineage: Eukaryota; Metazoa; Arthropoda; Insecta; Hymenoptera; Vespidae. The record is from RefSeq and is a predicted model, not a curated record.
AUGCAACUCGCCCUACGAAAAAAACAAGUUUUAGAAUUGAAAUUCAAAAUUUUCGAGGAAAGAAAUAAAUUCGAAGUGGAGGGUGAUGAUCGUGGCAGAAAACAUCGAUAUGUCACCUCUUUGCCAGUUAAAUAUCAAAGCAUCAAUGUCAGCGGUGACGUAACUAAAAUCGAGGUGGUGCUGGAAGAAGCACCAGACGACAAUACCGUCCUUGCUGGUUCUAUACCUUCGGAAUUCAAUGCCAGCAUCGAAUUCAACUCAACAUAUCCAGGUGGAAUUCCAGAAACCGGAACGGUCGUGGUUAGAGCCGAGGAAGCACUGAUCGUCAUCCUAGUUCUCUUCCUUUGGGUUGCAGCAAUAGCCUUAUUUUUUAAUCGAUGGGGAAAGAUCAGAAUGUUGGAGCCCUAUCAACCGAAGUUUCAGCAACAACACAGACCAAGCUGCACGAUGGUCGACAUGAACGCGCUUCCGGAUCAUCCGGUGCACCAGGGUAGCUGCGUAACAAGCACCACCGAGUGUUGGAGACCCAGACAAAACAGCGUGUUCGUCGGUUCGAGCAGUUUAUCCCUCGUAGCGGUUGAUCAGGAGACCCCGAGACGACGCGCCAAAAGUGCGUUCGACCUGCAAUCUCUCGUAUUGGCUGAGUGUAACAACCUAAGAAGUAGCUUUGAUAAGGAGGAAGAAGUAGUAGUAACUAAUUUAAAGCCAACUUCGAAAUUGGGUCAACGGAGGACCAGCGUUUGUCAAUUGUUGUUGGAUAAACCAUUGCAACAGCGAGAAAGAGGGAUGAGCGUGUGUCACGUUGAUCGUGGAGAAUAUCAAAUACUUCACAAUCAAAAUUCUUCCCAGAGAGAUCGAGGUAUGAGUAUUUGUUACUUCGAUAGGACGGACGUAUUGGCGAAGCCACUUCAAAGGGACCACCACCGAGGUUCUUCGAACAUUUGUCAUUUCGACAGAAUGGACGUGUUGGCUAGUAGUAGACCAACGCCUUGUUUUCGUGAUCGCACCAGCGUUUCUCAAUUUGACAGAAUGGACGUUUUGGCAAAUCCAACUUCCUCUUAUCUUGGUAAAUCCCUCCUUAGAGAGAGACGCAUUAGCGUUUGCAACUUUUCGCGUCUACCCUCAUCGAAUAAUCUCGAUAAAAUCGAGACUAUGGUUCGAUCAACUCCUUCACCUUCUUCAGCCGUUUCCUCUUUGAUUAUCGAACCCCGUGAAGAUCCACGUACCGAUCAAAAUAAUCAAAAUAAUCAUGAUAAUAGCAUUGCCUAUUAUUUUGAUCGACCGUCCUGUAGUAAAACACCGGACGUUGUUUUAGGAUAUAAAGCUACGUGCGUUUAAAUUCACUCGAUCGAAGCUUGCUCAAUUUUUCUAUUUCAUUAAUAAAUAAAUAGAAUAUUUUGUUCCCAAUAUAAAUAUGUUUUUUAUUAAUGAUAAAUCAUUUGGAUACGUUCGUAAGUAUAAUAUGAUAGAUUCGAAUAGUUCCUACUUAAAUAGUUUCUAAGUUCUAUUCAUUGAAACUUAUUUCAUUUCCUCGCAACCGGUUAUUAUAUUAAUCGAGAGUAAGCUUCGUUUAAAUAUAAGCUCUUUGAAAUAACAAGAAGAGUUUUGAGCGGUGGUCAAGAAGUUCGUUGGACCAAUGAAGAAUAUUUUUUCAUAUUAAUCGUGAUUCCUUUUCAUAUUUAACGAAAGGGAUGAUAACAAACGAACGUGAUAAUUCUAUUAAAUCAAUGAUAACACAAAUGUGAACAAAUAUUUUCUAUUUAAAUAAUAUCUCUUUUAUCGCACAAUCGUAGCUUAGCUAACACCAAAGAAAAUUUCAUUUCUUUCUUAACUACACCAAUAAUAUUCUAUAUUUCAAAUGAAUAUAUAUUAUAUCUAUGUAGAAAAUUUGGAUGUCUUUAUAUAAAGUUUUUUGGGAAAUAAAUCUUCUAAAUUAGUUGUAGAUGAAAAUAUAAGAUUAGAAGGUAUUGAGAGCAUAUCUUUUAGCCAAUUGGCAAUAUUUCAAACGAUAUUCGUUGAAAAGAGUAUUCUAACACGAAAUGUACAUUUUUAUAUAUAUAAAAAAAGAAAAGAAAAAAAAAGACAAAAAAGAGAAAACUAAGCCUCGUGCCCUUAUUUACUUUUUUGAUACAACUUCGUUAGAAAUAAAUCGAGAAUGUUGGCCAAAUUACGGGAUUAAUUCCGUGCUUUUCAGUCGUCGUGAUUUUCCUUCUGAAAUUUAUUCUCUAUGCUCGAUUAAAGGCUCCUCUCCUUGAUACAAAGUGACAGCUUUUAAAGAAUAAUAUCGUCAAUCAAAAACAGACAAAAAUAUUUGUUUGUCAGGUUACUUGAAAUAUA